AUGACACUGGAUAACAACUCUAAGAAGGAUAAAUGUGAUGCAGAAACUACAAAACUAUUUUUAAAUAUAUGUGUGGAAGAAAUUUUAGCAGGAAAUCAUCCUGGAACUAGAUUAGGAUGGUCUAAUCUGGUGCAAAAGUUUAAUGACAAAACCGGAAGAAACUAUGAUAAAGUUAAGUUGAAGAACAAAUGGAACAACCUCAAAGGUACAUGGAAAGAAUGGGAUACUUUAGUUGGAAAAGAGACUGGUUUAGGAUGGGAUCCAGGUAAAAAAAGCGAGUGCAGAUUGGAGAAUCCAAAUGUAGAGAAAUUUAGAGAGAAAGGUUUACAACAUCGACAACUGAUGGAGUAUUAUUUUAAGGAUGUUGUUGCAACCGGUGAACAUACGUGA
Molecule: messenger RNA, 390 nt
Organism: Nicotiana attenuata
Lineage: Eukaryota; Viridiplantae; Streptophyta; Magnoliopsida; Solanales; Solanaceae
Product: L10-interacting MYB domain-containing protein-like
Exons: 2
Coding region: 1-390 (129 amino acids)
Source: RefSeq, a predicted model, not a curated record